Austrofundulus limnaeus is the source of this 5389-nucleotide messenger RNA. Its product is annotated as far upstream element-binding protein 3. Gene Ontology annotation, biological process: regulation of DNA-templated transcription. Gene Ontology annotation, molecular function: RNA binding. The record is from RefSeq and is a predicted model, not a curated record. The transcript is spliced from 18 exons. The coding region runs from base 114 to 1805 and encodes 563 amino acids. NCBI's taxonomy places the organism in Eukaryota, Metazoa, Chordata, Actinopteri, Cyprinodontiformes, Rivulidae.
CUCCGCCACUCUCUGCUCAGGCAGCAGCGGGUUUGUGAAAACGUGUCAGAGUGAGGCAUCUCGCGCCUCUCCCUCUCUUAGCGCGGCUAGCAGCGGAGCUAACGGUGGCGGUGAUGGCGGAGCUGCUGCAGGGACAGGCCUCGAUGAACCAGCCGGGGCUCCAGUCAGACGGCCUGGUCGAUGUUUUACAGAGGGCCCGGCAGAUGGUGGGUAAGAUGGGCGGAGAAACCCUGUCGCACCUGAACAGCUCCUCAGGAAGUACUGAGGCCGCGCUUUAUUACCCCGGCCAGAAACGAUCAGGAGAGGACGCAGGUGAGGACCCUCAAGGUGUGUGUGUGCGCGUCAACAGGGUGAUCACAGAGGAAUACAAAGUUCCUGACAGGAUGGUGGGCUUCAUUAUCGGUAGAGGAGGAGAACAGAUCACCAGGAUCCAGAACGAGUCGGGCUGUAAGAUCCAGAUCGCUGCUGACAGUGGAGGCCUGAUGGAGCGGCCAUGUUCGCUGACGGGAACUCCAGAGUGCAUCGAGCAGGCGAAGCGACUGCUGGUCCAGAUUGUGGAGCGGUGUAGAAACGGUCCUGGCUUCCAUGGUGACGGGGAGGGCGGGACCGCCGUGCAGGAGAUGCUGAUCCCAGCCAGCAAGGUGGGGCUGGUGAUUGGUCGAGGAGGAGACACCAUCAAACAGCUGCAGGAGCGGGCCGGCGUGAAGAUGAUGAUGAUCCAGGACGGCCCGAUGCCGACAGGAGCCGACAAACCGCUCCGCAUCUCUGGAGAUCCCUACAAAGUCCAGGCAGCCAAAGAACUGGUGCUGGAAGUGAUCCGAGAGAAGGACGGAGACUUCCGGUCCGGUCGCAGCGACUUCGGAGGCCGACUGGGAGGAACCAACCUGGAUGUUCCGGUUCCCAGGUUUGCUGUCGGAAUCGUGAUAGGCAGAAAUGGAGAAAUGAUCAAGAAGAUUCAAAAUGACGCCGGAGUCCGAAUCCAGUUUAAAACAGAUGACGGCAUCAGUCCGGAGCGCGUUGCCAUGGUGAUGGGUCAGCCAGAGCGCUGUCAGCACGCCGUCCAUCUCAUCAACGAGCUCAUCCAGACCGCUCAGGAGCGCGACGGCUUCAGCUCGGCCCUGCGCGGCGGCCGGGUCAGAGGUCGCAGCGACUGGACCAUGGGCUCGCCCAGUCCUCUACAGGAAGUGACCUACACCAUCCCCGCUGACAAGUGUGGCCUGGUCAUCGGCAAAGGAGGAGAAACCAUCAAAAGUAUUAACCAGCAGUCCGGAGCUCACGUGGAGCUGCAGAGGAACCCACCUCCCUCCACUGACCCCAACACCCGGGUCUUCACCAUCAGAGGCACCGCCCAGCAGAUGGAAGUAGCUCGCCAGCUCAUAGACGACAAGAUCGGGGGCUCAGGGAUCAUGAGUAACGGAGGUUUUGGCUUCAGUCCCUUCACCCAGGGCCCCGCUGCACACCAGAACUGUGGCAGCGGGCAGGCCUUUGUCACCGGAGUUUGGGGAAACACCUAUCAGACGAGCUGGCAGAACCCGGGACAGCAAGACCCUGGUCACAGUUUGGCUCAGACAGGACAGAUGGACUACUCCAAAGCAUGGGAGCAGUACUAUAAGAAGCUAGGUCAAACAAACCAGCCUCAGAACCUGAUGGCAGACUACAGUAAGGCCUGGGAGGACUACUACAAGAAACAAAGUCAGUCGUCUCAGCAGAGUUCGGUGCCAGACUACACUGCAGUGUUAGCAGAAUACUACAGACAGCAACAGCAGCCCUACCUGUGGAACCCCGCCCAGAUACAGGAUCACUAGAGACUCGUCCGUCGCCGGCUCAGAGCUCUGGAUGGUCGUUGACAGCAACCAAAUCGGGGUUUCCAAGCAACUUUCUGCCGCUUCUUCCUUCCUUUUUGUAGAAAAAAAAUAAGGAUUAACUAAAAAAAAUCACAAAGUUUUUCUUUCUGUUUUUUAACUUUACAAAGUUGACAUUUUGUCGGGCAGAUUUUUUUGGACUAGCGUCUCCGCAGCGUAGACCUGGUUUUUCUUUAUUUUUCUUAUCAAACUUGAACUUAAAGAUCUAUCAGUGUGGCUUUGAACAAAACAAAUUCAGUAUAAUCUAUAUUUUGUCUAGUUUUAUUUUCUGAUAAAAAACGGUAUAAGGCUUAGCAGUCUUGAGCAAGAAAUCAGAUAUAUUAUUAUUUUUGUUUAUGAUAAUGUUUUAAAGCAUGCGUCAGAUUGUGUGACUCAGUUUUUUUUUUUUUUUUACAUUUUGACAUAGAUAUAUUUUAAUAGCGUCGGAUGAAAAUGUGAUGUUUUACCGUCGGAGAUAAAACUGUAUUUUGUACUAAAUCUGUGCUCGCUGGGUCUGUUUCUACUCCAUCUAAUUUUACAUGUUUAGUCGCCAUCUUGGAGGUGCAAUGAUGCGAUUGUUCUCUUUGGUUUGAUGAUGAUAGUUCUUAUUCUUGUGUAUCAAUAGUGAUCUCUUUAGGUUUUAUGAUGUAAUAAUGAAUAAAUGCCGAUUUAUAUUGCGUUGUCUAAAAGCCAGACCUCUCUGUGGUCGAACACGUGAUCUAACCUCAUUGUUUCCACACAUUCACUUUUAUUACACACGCAGGUGAAUUUACUAUUUUCUUACAGAGUAAAACUUUAUUAUUGCUGUUGGUUAUCUUUUUGGACAAAAUGUUUGGAACUAAACUAUGAAGAUAUUAAAUUUAUUGGUGUAAAAGCUGAACAAGUCCAAACGAAAUAAGGUGUGUGUUACCUCAGCCGCGUGUUUUUGACGAGUGAAUGUUUCUGUUAGCUGAUUGUAAUCUGAGCUGUUUGAACAUUACGUUUUGUUUUUAUUCUGGUAUUUGUUUAGUGAACGGGUGUUUAAAGUGUUUGAAUGAAUGUGGGUAAAUAAAGCAUUGUGUAGCUGUUAAUUAAUAUUGCCACGCUUAUGGCAGAUUCACUCAAAACAAAGGCUUUAAGCUAGGCUACAUCAUAUUAGCAUGAAAAUAUUGUAGAUUUUUUAAUUCCAACAUUUUUGACAGUUGUAGCCAAGUAAAAUAAAUUCGUUUUCAAAGAACCUGUAAUUUUAGUUCUGCUGCUCACAUUAAAAUGUAAAAUUGUCACUUUGCUAACAAAUGGCUAAAAAUAUUUUUAUGCUAACCAACAAGCUCAGUUGAUUAAAUGAGAAACGGCGCCUUAUCGUUUGUGUUAGCAUUCCAAAAAUACAAAUUUGCUGGCGUUUACAUUUCAGUGUUGAUGUCGGUACAAGAAUUUUAUUUAUUUAGAUUUUUAAACAAACUAUAAAAAGCUUUAAAUCCCAAGUAGCUUGAAAGGUGUUAGCAUUAGUGAAUCAGCUUCAGCUAACAGACACCUAACAUUGCAGCACUCAAGAUUUACGAAAUAUUAGCCUUUAAAAACUAAAUCUACGGGUAUUAUUAAAGCAAUAUUGUAAGAACACUAAAUUAUUUAUUUUGAUUUACAUAAACUGGAGGAAAAAGCUUCAUACCCCUCUGUUAGCUUUAGCAAAUUAGCUCGAGAGUAAUAUCCAUGUUAACUUCCCAAAACUGCAAAUGCAAUGUAUAAAGAUUCAAAUAUUAAUGUUAGAACAUUGAAUGAUUAAUUUUAAUUUAUAAACCAAACAGAAGAAUAGGUUAACAUCCCUCUGGGUUUUUAACCAUGUGAACAGCAUGAAAUACUGUUUUAGCAUUAGCCAUUCUUUAGCUAGCAGGAAACAAACGCACAGCCAAAGUUACUGCACUCAAAACGAUUCACCUUCCAAAACUACAAAUGUACUGAUGUUUCUAUUUAAAGGUUAAUGUCAACACACUAAAUUUAAAUUUAUUUUAAAUUUAAAUAAAGAAAAUGGAGGGAAAAGCUUCACAUUCCUCUGUUAGCCUUAAAUCACAUGGAUAGCAUGAGUUAGCAUUAGCAACGCUUAAUGUUCAAAACCACAAAUGUGCUGGUUUUAACUAUUAAAUAUUACUAUCAGGACACUGAAUUAAUUUUAUCUGACAAACAGAAAGUAUUAUAGAAGUCUUUCAAAAUAAAAUAACUUCAUUUUGGCUUCCUGUCAAACCAGCGGAGGCCCUUUCUGAUACUCUCGUACCUUUGUCGGCUUGUUUUAGCUGCAUUACUGCGUUACUCAGCUGAAUAUUGUGUGUAUUUAAGUGGUGCUGAUCGUCGGUUGGUUUUCUGCGUGUCGGGUCUUUGUUUAGGCUGUAAAAUGUUCCUCAGACAUGCAGAUGUUCUACUUUUUUGAAAACUUGCACAUUUGUAAAUGUAUUCCUUUUGCUUUUCUUACCUGAACACGACAGGACGUUCAACUUACUGAUCAGCUUGUUUAAUGUACAUUUGUUGAAAUCAGAAGACUUUUAAUUUUAUUUUGCUGCAGUCUAGUUAUAACUUUCAUUUUUUUUAAAUUCACGUUUUGUUUUUGUUGUUGUGGAUUCCAGCUUUGUUCACAUCGGAUUUUUUGUUCUCUUUAGUGGAACUUUGUGUGUUUUGUGUAUUUUUAUUUGUGAAAUCGAUGCAUCUUGCUAUGAUUUGAUAGUUUGUUCAAAUUUCCAUAUUUUAGUCUUGUUGGGUGUGCAGUGUGACCCGAGGCGUGUGAUCCGUUGUUUGAACUUUGUGACUGUUAGCUGAUGGACGUGUGGACCACAGAGAGGUUUGUCUUGUUUCGGGAGAUCUGGCUGUUGUGUUGAGUUUUUCUGUAUGUGUGAUGAUGAUGAUGAUGAUAAAAUCCUAAUGCAUUCUCCUCUUCAGGGGUUUAUGUAAAUCGUAUGAAUAUUCAGUUUGUCAACUAUGGUUUGUGUAAAUUUCCACUUUCUGGUGGGUGCUCUCCAGGUAAAAAUGUAAUUUUUUUUGUCCUGUUAAAAUUCUAAUGUUUAAUUCACUUGUGUUUAACCAACCUGCAAAUCCAAGCUGAGUGUGUGUUAUAUCCUCAAGACUGCUAGGUGACCUGUCCCCCACCUGUCAUACCUGUCCUGCCUGUCGGUACCGUCGGACCGGAGACACGAACGUGUUGAAGCCCGGCUCCCGUUCGACCCGGCGGCUCCGAGGCCAGAGAGUUGAAUCCCUUCAGACUUUCUUCUAAAAGCUGAGCUGGGUCCAGGCUUGGUGUGCGGUUCUGUUUGGACCGCAAGGCUUCUUGGUGGUCCCAGAACCGAACACGAAAGCACCGGUCCACUUCAGCUUCAGGCUUCCUGUUUCAGACUCCUGGUUCUGAAGGCAGGAGCUCCUAGUUUCUGGUUCUUGUUUUUUUUUUUUUCUAAUGGACAGAAGUCCAAACUAUAACCUGCAGAAUUUUCUAUUAGGUUCUAUUGACAGAUAGUUCUGUGCGAACCCAAACCACGACUGUUGUGGCAGAUGCUAAUAAUAUGAGGGCUAAUAAACCGGCUCAUUCUUUCUGA